Messenger RNA from Phytomonas sp. EM1, 3135 nucleotides. The record is from the annotation of a GenBank genome assembly. NCBI's taxonomy places the organism in Eukaryota, Euglenozoa, Kinetoplastea, Trypanosomatida, Trypanosomatidae.
AUGUUUUGGCGUACAGUGUGCCGCCUUCAGGCGGGCACCAAGCGGUCUCAACUUACCCUUAACAACAUGUCAGGGUUUGAGCUUUUAAGUGUUCGACCUGUAGAGGAUCUUAAUCUCGUAGCCUACGCAAUGCGGCACACGGCCACCGGGGCCUCGUACUACCAUGUGGAUAUUGAAGAUAACAAUAACGUCUUCUGCAUCGGGUUUAGAACUCCGGCAGAAAAUAACAAAGGAAUUUCGCACGUUCUUGAGCACACAGUGCUCUGUGGCAGCCAAAAGUACCCAGUUCGGGAUCCCUUCUUCGCUAUGCUUCAACGCUCGCUCAGCAACUUCAUGAAUGCCAUGACCGGGGCGGACUACACCUUGUACCCAUUUGCUACCACGAACGAGCGCGACUUCUACAACCUGAUGGAUGUUUAUCUGGAUGCAGUUUUCCGACCACUGCUUCGCGAAGAAGAUUUUAAGGUGGAGGGUCAUCGCGUUGAGGUCGCUAGCGAAAAUGCCGAGGCAGACGUGAUUCAUGAGGAUGGAGUACCAACAAUAGAGAGCGAACACCACUCGAAUGCAUCUAGCGUUAGCAAGAAGCGCCUUGUGCACAACGGAGUGGUGUUUAACGAAAUGCGUGGGGUGGUGUCAGAGCCGAACCAGCACUUCGCUCAAUGCCUUAUGCGCACUAUGCUACCCGAGACUCACUACACUUACAUCUCCGGUGGGUACCCGCCAGAUAUUCUGAAGCUUACAUAUGCAGAUCUCGUGUCCUUUCAUAGACGCCAUUAUCACCCCUCUAACAGCAUGACCUUUACAUACGGUAGCCAGCACCCGGAGAAGUAUAUGCAAGUUCUUGACGCGUACUUCUCCACUUUUGAAGCCGCUGAACCAGUGAAUGUGCCGACGUUGAAGGAGCACUGUCGCUUUAAGGAGCCCAAGGUCGUGCAAUUGGAGGGGCCUCUUGAUGUAAUGGGCAAUAUUAAGCAGCAAAAGCGUAUUGCUGUAUCUUACGGUGUACCCCAAGAAGAAAAUUCUAUCUCCAGCGUGGUUGAUCUCAGCGUACUAGACACCCUGCUUUCCUCCGGGCCCAGCUCGCCCAUGUACAAAGCUAUCAUUGAAUCUCAAAUUGGGAGUAAGUACGCUCCGAUGCGGGGCUACGCUUAUUACCUCUCCUCCCCUAUAAUCAGCUACGGGGUGUCCGGCGUGGAUGAGGAGCGGCCCAAUGCGGAAGAGGAAGUUCUUCAGGCCGUCACCUCAGCCCUGGCUUCCACCAGGGACAACGGUUUUGACUCACGACGUGUGCGCUCUGUUAUAUUCCAGGAAGAGCUGCAGCAGCGCCACCGCUCCGCGAACUAUGGAAUCAACUUAUGCACCAGUUUAUGUGCUAUAGGUCUGUGCCGUACCUAUAACGAUCCAUUGGACUUUAUUAACUGGCUACCGCAUCUUAAAAAGUUAGGACAGAACAAUGCUACCUCGUUGCUGCCCUACAUAAACUCUAUAUUUCUAAAUAAUUUAAAUCGUGCAGUAAUCAGCGUAUCGGCUAAUGAAAAUUUUCUGAGUUCCUUCCGGAAGCAGCUGCAGGCAGAAGACGACGCCUUAAAUGAUGCGGCUACCGAGGAUGACGUCAAGUGUGUUGAGCAGGAAAUGAUGGAUUUGUUAAACCGUCUUCGGGCGCCUCAGAGGACAGAAAUGUUGCCAACAUUAGAAAUCAGCGAUAUCCCAACGAAGUCGUUUGCGGAACCUUUACCACAGCCUGCCGAUGGUGGCAACGCAACAUACACUAUCAGCUUCCCCACAAACGGACUUGUCUACGUUCACGGACUGGUGCCCUUCUCCCCGGAACUUAUCAAACACAUACUGGCCGGCGACCUCGACGCUAUCAGCCCAAAUGUGCCAAUUGUACACUCCCUGCUAGCGAACACUGGGGCCAGAAAGUACUCGUUCAAGGAGCAGUCUGUUGAGAUAGAGCUUGUGUGCGAUGGAUUUUCCUUCGCACCUAUACUCAAUGAGUCCUACGCAAACAAAGACUUCACCAUUGCAGGUACUUCAUUUGGAUUUUACACCACUAAGGAGAAACUGAAGGAGAGUCUGCAGCUCCUUGCUGAAGCCCUUCUCGAACCACGCACAAUUUCCUCAGACCCAGAGGUCUACACAUGUACUCUCUCGAGGCUUAAAAUGGUUUGUACCAGUGUUAUUCAGUCUCUUCAACGCUCUGGCGAUCGUGUCGCGGUGUCACGUGCGGUGUCCAAACUGACACAGCGCGGGGUGUUACACGAACAUUGGUGGGGGCUCUCACAUUCCAGACACGUCUCUGAGCUCCUAAAGCAGCUUCAGGGCGGGGAAGACGAAAGACGUAAUGUCAUAGAAAAGCUGUCAAUCGAGUAUAGCAACCUGGCAGCUUCGCUUUGCCACUCUAUGUCUAAUGCCAUUUUAUGGGCGACCUGUGAAGCAAGUCAUCGCAUCGAGGUGGAGCAGCUUUUGAAUAAUUUCAAGGCGAAGUUUUCUGCCUUUGGUUCAUCGGCCUCGAAUAGCAGCUUGCCCACGCGUCUUAUCCUGCCCAAUAUACAGGCUCCUACGCAUGCGCAGAACCUGAUUGAUAAGCUACCUAUUGAUACUUCCUAUGUCGGCUUCGCGCUUCCAAACGUGUUGACAUGGCAGCAUCCUGAUCAAGCUGCCCUGCGCGUAGCGUGUACUCUCCUUGACAACAAGUUCUUACACCGCCGCGUGCGGGAGGAGGGUGGCGCCUAUGGCUCUAGGGCAUCUGCCACCUUACAGGGCCAAGUAGGGGGCAUCACAAUGUCCAGCUAUCGAGAUCCCAACCCAAGUAACACGAUUAAAGCUUUUUUGGAAGCCGCGGAUUGGAUCGCAGAUGCCCGUAAUAUCACCACUGAAAGCUUGCGGGAGGCAAAAUUGCGUCUUUUUUCGUCUAUUGACGCACCAUACGCAGCUGAUACAUACGGUGAUGCAUAUUUUUUAAAUGACAUCCAUCAAGAGUUGAAGCAGGGCAUGCGAGAUGCUCUCCUGCAAGUGAAUGAAAAGGAUAUUGUGCGAAUGGCUGAGCUUUUCAGCACAGAUAAACAGAAAUGUGGCGUAUCAAGUAUACUUCAGCCGAUGGAAGAAAAAGAAGUGUCCUCGGAGACGGUUUAA